Molecule: messenger RNA, 768 nt
Organism: Mangifera indica (mango)
Lineage: Eukaryota; Viridiplantae; Streptophyta; Magnoliopsida; Sapindales; Anacardiaceae
Exons: 2
Coding region: 1-768 (255 amino acids)
Biological process (GO): transmembrane transport
Cellular component (GO): membrane
Molecular function (GO): transmembrane transporter activity
Source: RefSeq, a predicted model, not a curated record
AUGGGUCAUGUGGAGUCUGUGGAAGAAAAGGUGGUCGAGAGAAAUGAUAAUGUUUAUGAUCUUAAUAACAAUAUUCCUGCUGAUCAAAGAGGGUUUAAUAUGUCAAUGUUACGAACGUUGAACCCAACAAAUCCUUCGAGGAUUGCCAUUAAUGGUGGCCGUACAAGAGUCGCCGCUCCUACAAGAGUUGCAGCUUCUAGAGUUGCUACUCCUCUUUCUCAGCCUCGCUCUACUCCAACACCAACCUCACAGAUAUCACCUACAACAUUGAAUUCAACAAGCUACACCAACAAGAUAUCUCUGUCUAUUUUUGUUCUUCACAUGGUGCUGGCUGUUGGGCUAGUGGGAUUUCUAAUAUUCAAGGGAAUUCAAGGCCUAUUAGUAGCAUCAGACUCUACUAAGAAAAAAGAGAAAAGGGUGUUAGAGUAUUUUCUACCUCAAGUUGAAGCUGCCUCUCUUUUAAGCAUCACUCUUGCUUUUGCUUGGCAAAAGGCUGUCAGGGUUUGGCCUCGAAUCACGGUUCAUUUCAUACUAUGGAGCUCGUUCUUCAUGUCACUUUCAGCUGGAAUUCUCCUAAUCUGCUUCCAAAAGCCUCCCACCGAUGGUGUUGGAGUUUGCUUCAUCGCCUUUGCAAUAGGGAAUGGCUUAUAUGCUUGCUGGGUUAACCAGAGAAUUGGGUUUUCUACUGAAGUUUUGAUUAAAUCAUUGCGACCCAUUUCAAAGUUCCCAGAUUUGAAUCAACCUACUUAUUGGACUUGGCACGAGUAG